Messenger RNA from Dictyostelium discoideum AX4, 1002 nucleotides. RefSeq names its product t-SNARE family protein (gene syn1A). Gene Ontology annotation, biological process: vesicle-mediated transport; intracellular protein transport. The transcript is spliced from 4 exons. Bases 1 to 1002 code for a protein of 333 amino acids. The record is from RefSeq and is a predicted model, not a curated record. Gene Ontology annotation, molecular function: SNAP receptor activity. Gene Ontology annotation, cellular component: membrane. NCBI's taxonomy places the organism in Eukaryota, Evosea, Eumycetozoa, Dictyosteliales, Dictyosteliaceae.
AUGGAGGAUCGUUUACAAGAAUUGAGAAAUGCAGGUGGUGUUAAACCUGAAGUGGAUAAAAAGAAAAAAGGUAAAAAGGGAAAAGGAGGAGAAGAAACACCAGAGUCUCCAUCAGAACCAUCAGGAUCAAAUUAUGAAGAUCCAUCAAUCAACGAUAUUGAAUUAGGUCCAGAUGAUCCAGAAGCAUCUGAAGAAUUUAUGCCAGAAUUUUAUCAAGAAGUUGGUGUUUUAAAAACUUUAAUGACAUCAGUUAAAAGGAGUGUAAGAAGUAUAGAGGACAAAUAUGUUUUAUCUUUAAAUUCGAUUAAUGUUGAUCAAGGUUCAAAAUAUGAAGAUGAUAUACAACAAAUGCUAGAUGGUACAAAUAAAUCAUUCUCUGAAUUAAAAAAGAAAUUAGAUACAAUGAAAAUAAAUAACGAUAAAUUUGCAGCCACAAAAACAGCAACACCAACAGAAGUACGUAUUAGAUCGAAUAUGCACAAUACAUUAACACAAAAGUUUGUGGAAAUGAUGAGAGAAUAUCAAGAAAUUCAAAAUAAUUAUAAAAAUAAAUAUAAAGAAAAGAUUGAAAGACAAUAUAAAAUUGUAAAACCCGAUGCAACACAAGAAGAGAUUAGGGAAGCUAUAGAUUCAGGUGAUUCUAAAAAGAUUUUCGAGGAAACUAUUCUUUAUACACAUUUACAUACACAAGCAAAGAAUGCAUUGGAUUAUAUUCAAGAUAGACAUAAUGAUAUUUUGAAAUUGGAACAAAGUAUUGCAGAGUUACAUCAAUUGUUUUUAGAUAUGGCUAUUUUGGUUGAGACUCAAGGUGAAUUACUCAAUCAAAUCGAAGCAAACGUUGAAUCCACUGUAUUAAAUACUAAAGAAGGUGUUGAAAAUUUAGCUGAAGCAAAUAGACAACAUAAAAAAUCCAGAAAGAAAAUGUAUAUUCUUUUAAUUAUUGUUGCAAUUGUUUUGGUUGCAAUUUUAGCUCCAAUCCUCAGUACUCAAAUCAGUAAAUAA